GUGAGUGUAUCAUUAAUUCGAUGUCAUUUGAAGUGCUUCCCGGGUCACAGUUCCGGUCUCACCCCCAUGCUCCCUAGAAGGAAGCGCGAGUUAUUGUCUUAAUUUGUGUAUUUAACUUGCAAUCUAAAUUUCACCACAUAAUCCCACAAUGGAUCGUGCUAGAAUGACCAUUUCUAGUUUGUUUGGAGUUGAGCCAAGAUCAUAUACACGUUUCAGUCUAACACGCCGAACAGAUGGGGAUGGCAGCAGAGUCGAGAUGAAAUUAGCAGAGACUGAGAAUGAUGAGGAGAUGGGAGAUGCAAUGGCAGAUGGCAUGGAGACUCAGAUAGAGAAACCUCAGAAUAACUAUAAGCCCUUGUGCUAUUUGAUGGCUGCUGUGUUGCUUGUCCUAAUAGGGUUUCUAGUUGGUUACCUGGCAUUUCGUGGUCAAACACCAAGGAAGUCCCUUUCUUUUCCUGUCCAAACUACAGGAACAAGUUGCACAGAUGAUAAUGAUAAUGAUAAUGAUGAAGAUGACAUUAACUCUGAAAGUGAGACAGAAUUUUCAUCACUCUAUUUCUCUGAUCUUAAGAAAAUGCUACAGGAUAGCCUGAGAUCUUCAAAUCUGGUAUCUAAAAUUCGUGAAGUGUCUGAGAUUAGCAAUCGUGAAACUGGAAACAGUGGAGAUCUGACUAUCACUCAGAUAAUCCGUCAAGAGCUUUUGAAGAACUUGGGUCAGCACAAUGUCUGGUUUGACACUCACUAUGUAACGCUGCAAGUUAACAGUAAAACUCCAAAUAGAGUCUGGAUUGUUGGAGGUAAAAACAAAGAAGAGGUGAGGCUAGAACAGAGAAAUUCAAAGGUCUACUGUCCAUACAGUGCAACUGGUAACUUCACGGGCAAACUAGUAUAUGCCAACUAUGGAACUAAAGAAGAUUUUGACAGUUUGAGCAGCAACAACGUGGCAGUCAAUGGCAGUGUUGUCAUUGUUCGUGCGGGAAAGAUUAAUUUUGCUGAGAAGGUUUCUAAUGCUGAGAAGAUGAAAGCUGGAGGUGUUCUAAUCUAUCCUGAUCCCAAAGAUUAUGAUCUGAAUAGAGAAAUAGCUAUGUUUGGACAUGUACACUUGGGCUUAGGUGAUCCCCGGACUCCUGGAUUUCCGUCCUUCAAUCACACACAGUUUCCCCCAACUAAAUCAUCAGGACUUCCUGGAAUUUUAUCUCACUCAAUUAGUGCAAAUGCUGCCAUUUAUCUUCUCAGUAAAAUGGGUGGUGUUGAUGCUUCAAUUUGGGACAGCUCGGCAUCCAAACUUGGGCCAGGGUUUGCUAAUGAUGAUGAAGAAGUAAUGUUGGAAGUGAAUAAUGUUGAACAAGUGAGAGAAAUGCACAAUGUCUUUGGCGUUGUUAAGGGUUUAGAAGAAUCAGAUCAUUAUGUUGUGAUUGGCGCUCAGCGUGACUCCUAUGGACCUGGUGCAGCAGAGUCUGGAGUGGGAACUGCCUUGCUAUUGGAGCUGUCUAGAGUCUUCUCCACGAUGGUUGAAGAUGGUUUCAGACCGAGAAGAAGCAUUAUCUUUGCAAGCUGGAGUGGUGGUGAUUUUGGAACAAUUGGAGCAACAGAGUGGCUAGAGGGAUACAUGUCUGUGUUGCAUCUGAAGGUCUGUGCCUACUUUAGCCUUGACAGAGCAGUGCUGGGAGAUGAUAACUUCAAAAUGUUUGGCAGUUCCAUGUUGCACGAUCUAAUUCAAAGAACUAUUUCAAUGGUAAAUAGCCCUUCAUCACCUGGACAAACUAUCUAUGAAAGGGCAGGUGCUGACAACUGGUUGAAAGCAGCUUUUCAGCCAAUACCUAUGGAUACUAGUGUUUAUGCAUUCUUGGCAAUUGGUGGGAUCCCAGCUAUUGGACUGAGUUUUACUGAGAAUAAAAAUUACCCAUUAAAUACUGAAGAGGACACAGUGAACACUCUCUCCAGGUUUACUAAUGAUAAACUAGAGGCUGUCAGUCGUACUGUGGCAGAAGUCAUCGGAAUUGCUGUGUUAAAGCUAAUCCAUCACCAUCAACUUCCACUUGAUUACCAGAAAUACGCUAAUGAUUUGUUGACCUACACUACUGAUAUUCAAAACUAUGCAUCAGAGCUGCAGGAUCGUGGACUGACUACACAGUGGCUGUUUUCAGCACGUGGUGACUUAGUACGUGCUGCCAAUGAUCUGUCCACCAAAAUCGAAAGCUCUGAUAUGACUAAUGUAUUGCUCUGCAGGACUUACAACAACCGAAUUAUGAGGAUGGAGUACAAUUUUCUUUCUCCUUAUGUGUCUAUAAAGAGUUGCCCAUAUAGACACCUGUUAUAUGGCAAAGGAAACCACACCCUUGCUGGCAUUGUGGAGCAGCUAAAACUUCUGAGAGCGAACCCUGACCUCGUUGAUUUCAACAUGACCCGCAACGACUUGGCUUUUGCUACCUGGACCAUCCAGGGAGCAGCCAAUGCACUUGGUGGAGAAGUGUGGACCAGCAGCAAUGAUUUCUGAUCAUGUGACUUCUAUAGGCAUUUGCGCUGGUUUGACUGCAGGCAUUGCUUUACCUUUCGAAACGCUGAGAUAUAUUAAUGCCUUAGCACUUGUCACUUAAACUUAACCAUUCUCCUAUGGGAUUAAUUGAUAUUUGUAUUUAAAUCAUAAAAGGCAUCUGUUUUGUGAAGUGCAAACCUUUUUUGUUGUACAAAAUCUGGGAACUGAAAUUGCUUAUCAGACAUAUAUUCAGGUGUCUCAAAAGAACAGAUAUUCUAUUCCAGUAGUGCAAGUGAGAGGACAAUAAUAUCUCAGCUAUAUUUAAGUCAUCUAUAAUCUUUUGCAUUCUGUAAUGCUACCACUUAAGCUGUUUAUACAGUAGCCUUAGAGAGGUGUUUGCAUUGCUUGUUCCCCUAAACAGACUUUGUGCACCUGGCAGAAGCCCUCUUGUCAACAACUGCAGUCCAAAUUUACUAAAUUUACUUCUGGUUAAAGAACAGCUCCUGGGAAGACCUGCUUUCACCAGGUCUUUUGGGAGCUGAUCUUGGCAAGUUAACAAAUUUCAUUAGCAUUCAAGAACUGCACAUUGUUAACCUAGUGGUGCAAGUACCUCCUUAGACCAGUGGAGAAGCAGCUGUGCAAUAUCUGCUUUCAUAGGUGACUGACCUUGUGUUCUUGCUUUGUAUAGUGGUGAGCAAAGGAGUACAUUUAAACUUGGAAACAUUUAGAGGGAAAGGAAUAUGUAUGGGAAAACAAGAGGUGGUUAAAUGGCAGAAGUGAUAUAAUCACGAGAAAUCAAAAAUACAAAACUAAUGAAACGUGAAUAUUUGGGUGCUGAAUACUGUAAUCUGACAACCCAAGUUGGGAAUUCACUAUUCUUCAUGUGCUGCACUACAAUUGAUGGAUAAUUGUAGCUUAGUUAAAUGCUGUAAAAUACUGAUGAAGCUGUUGACCUGGCCUCUGGUUUCUCCUCAAAACAUUUUGUGUGAGGAGUUGAGCUCUUGGGCAUUGUACUUGGGGCGCAAGGAUUUAUGUAAUGUUAAAUAUCUCCGUAUCCUGAAAGAAUAUAAUGACAUCACUCCUUGGAGCAGUGAAGCAUAGAAGCCUCUAGAAAUAUAAUGUGGGUAACAACAAGAAACUGAGGAGCACUACAAAUUAGUUCAGUGUAAUAUGGAAAUUAAAUUGGUUACGUAACAGGCAAAAUUUCUAUAAUUGUGCUGGUUUCUAAAGGAAGAAGUUUUCAAAAUUAAAUCUGAUUGUAACGCCAGCAAAAUUGAGAUGAUCUGGGAAGAUUGAAUAAUGUGGGUUAACACUGAUUCAGUGGCACCAGUAAAAAUGUAAUAUAAAAUAAAUGUUCUCAUUAAUAGCAACACCACUUUCAAAUCUAAUGGGUCGAUCUGGAAAAUAAUGAGGCAUAAAGCGUGGUGUAGUUUAAGCUAAGUGUAGCUUAAAAGAAUUACAUUCAAUCCAUUGGACAAGUUUGUGUUUCUAUGUCUCACGAGACAGCAUCAUUUUGCAAAAGUGAAAGGCAUGAAGUAGUGCAAGAUUUCCCGCAGAAUAGGGAGAAUGACGUCAACAGCAUUACAGUAAGCAAAUGUUAAGAUUUUCAGAAUAAAAUUGAGGUUAGGACAAAAAUUGUAGGUAUAUAAAAUUAAUUUGCAUAAAAUACUUCCAAACCUCUACUGCAUGGGAAAAGUUAAAUAUAGUGAAGGUAGCUAGGAGAAGCAAAUUACAAAUAUUAAUAAUGUUACCUAUUGGUUGGGAGAUGCUAAUAAGUACAAGUAAUAUGGAUAAACAGGUUUUGCCCAUUGAAAAGUAUAAGGGCAUUAGCUGCUUAUAUUGAUUAUAAUAAUGCCAUGUCACUAAAUGAAUCAAACUCAUGAGAAAUUGAAAACAAAGUGUAUAAUUAAUCUAUGGCCUUACUUGUAGGUCUUUACUUGAUUUUAAAUGGGAGUGAAAGCAACUAUUUUUGAAGAAUUCAUUGCACUUUUUUCUGGAUGAAGAAUAGUAAGCAUAACUGUUAAUCGAAUGUUACCCAGUGUCACAAGAAUGACAAACUCGAACAAAAACGCAUACAAUGAUCUCUAACUCAAUUGGCUUCUUUGUCUUGGGAAUUUUUACUGUUCUCAAAAGAACAGUUGUGUUUUAUAAAGCUCAAAGUAAUGGUACAUUCAUGUUUUCUGAGUUCAUUGUAUAUUUAGGUGGGAUGGGGCUGCUGCAUACUUGGUGCCUUCACCUUACCCCAGAUUGGGUUGAUGUGCUAAUUAGGUAACUUUUAUGUUGUGCCCAAGAACAGGCCCAAUUUUAACUCUGACUUUAAAAUACAAUCUAGGUGUAGAUAGUAAAUAGUUGGUAUAGUUUGCAUUUGUCAUCUAUUUUAGAAUCUUUAAAACAUGAAUAUUUUUUCUGUCUCAUUUCAGUGCUAUUCACCUGUCUUGAAAUUGACGUGCUUGGCAACUAUACAAUAACUGUAUUUCUGAGUACUUUAUUACAAUUAUCUAAACUUCCAAUUUAUGGGUAAACCUUUGCUCAUCACCUCUUUUUCCAUUAAUUGAGUUUAAAGUGAAGUUAUGCUGUGAAAGAUGGCUUGUCAAAUGGCAUGUUCCUUGAUAAAAUGCAGACUGCUCUCUUUUCAGCAGAUAGUUUGAUGGGUCAGUUAUUGUGCAAAGCACAAUAAUCCCAUUUUGAGUAAGGGAUAAUUUGUUAAAUUACAAGUUGCCUUGAAGAGCUAAAGAAAAUUAAAUUAGCACAGCCAGCCUAUCCCUUGGUAAUUUUCUGAAUUUUACUGGUGUAGGGGCUUACAAAUGCCUUCAAAGCCCAGAACUAGUGGCACGAAAAGAAACGUCAUACUUGGCUUAGUUAUCUUAAUCCAUUUAACACCUGUUCAAGUACUUUACUGCUGCCUGCCUAUUAAUCUAGAAUAUUGGCCAAAGUGACAGGGCUCAGUGCUUACCAAAUAUCAUCUAUCUUUCAAAAUAAUGCAUCUAAAGUAUUAUCUGGUUAAGGAACUUCUAAGGAUGCUGAAAUUGACACUAAAGUGGCUGUAUAACAGGAACUAUUUAAUAAUACAGCUUCUAUAUGCUUGUCACUUAAGCAUCUGUCAAGCCCAGUUAUCAUGUCACUACCUUUUCCACCAGUCAGCACUGAGAUAUUUAUUUUUUUUAUUUAUCAGUGACAGAGUUCACUAUAAAUAGUGUUUUAUCUUUUUUAAAAUAAGAUAAUUAUCGGAAGCAGUGUCUUCCAUAAUUAUGACGGUUAUACUGUCGACAAUCAGAAAGCAGCAUCUGCUACUAAGAAAUGAAAGCCUAUGACAUUUCUACAAGUUUAAAACUCAUUAUCGGGAGCAGUGUCUUCCAUAAUGUCAUGAAAUAAGGUAGUUUUUGCCUACCAAGGUGUAUAUCGGAAGCAGUGCCUUCCAUAUGUUCCACCUAAGGUGUAUAAAAAUUAUCGGGAACAGUGAUUCCCAUAAUUUAUCUAUUUUAUUUGAAUAGCAGUUGCAGGGGUUGGGGGGUUGCUAAUUGCAUGCUUAUGAUCAACUACAAUCAUGUUUUAUUUGCUUAAAUAUGUGUAAUAGUAGUUUAACUUGUGGUUUAUGUCCCCAUGUAUAAGGACCUUGUGUGCCUUGUAUUGAUAUAUGUUCACAAUUACUUUAAAACUUAUGUGUCCCAUUUUAAUUGUUACUUGGGUAUGUGGAGCAGGGAGAAGAAAUCCAGGGACCAGUAGUAAUAAAAUUGGGUAAUAAAACA
Carcharodon carcharias (great white shark) is the source of this 6222-nucleotide messenger RNA. Its product is annotated as transferrin receptor protein 1-like. NCBI's taxonomy places the organism in Eukaryota, Metazoa, Chordata, Chondrichthyes, Lamniformes, Lamnidae. The transcript has 19 exons. Bases 149 to 2497 code for a protein of 782 amino acids. Gene Ontology annotation, molecular function: carboxypeptidase activity. The record is from RefSeq and is a predicted model, not a curated record.